Messenger RNA from Bacidia gigantensis, 2418 nucleotides. RefSeq lists its product as uncharacterized. Gene Ontology annotation, biological process: cell adhesion; proteolysis. NCBI's taxonomy places the organism in Eukaryota, Fungi, Ascomycota, Lecanoromycetes, Lecanorales, Ramalinaceae. The transcript has 3 exons. Gene Ontology annotation, molecular function: carbohydrate binding; aspartic-type endopeptidase activity. The coding region runs from base 1 to 2418 and encodes 805 amino acids. The record is from RefSeq and is a predicted model, not a curated record.
AUGUCUUUCAAAUCGGAUCACAUAAGGUUUGUAGAGCAAAGCGGCCUCAACAAGCCAUACAUCGAAAGGAACUUUAUACCACCAAAGUAUAUCGGUCAGAACGGAGAAGCCAACAUCGAUAUCAUCUCAUCAGCGCUCGAAAAGCUCUCGCAACGCUCCGGUGUCCUAAAGUCUGACGAAGUUCUCAAGCCAAAGGCAGACCCGACAGCGAAGUACGACCCCGACAAAGUCCCAGACCCAUUGGAUUUUGCCAGCAAAGCCACCAACCCAGACCUUCAGACGGUAGAGCUGCCUUUGAUCUCAGAUGUAUGGAACGGGAAUGAGCCAAUCAAUUACCAUGUUCAAUUGACGGUCGGCUCGCCUCCUCAAACAUUUUUGGUCGACCUGGACUCCGGAAGUUCCCUUUUCUGGCUCCAAGCAAUCCUUGAUGAUGAGCUUGAUCCAGAAAUCCUCGGCCAGAACACAUACAGACCAUCAAUGUCCGUUGCCGCCGUCGAAUUAGGCCAGAGUGAUCGGGCCAAGUAUGGCGACGGCGAUCUUGUCAAUGUGAGCCUCUUUACAGAUCGAGUCAAUGUUGGCAAGAUGUACAUACCAUCUGCAAUCGUAGGUGCUGCACCUACGAACGGAAUCAAGGUUGAGUUCCAGGUCAGUAAAGCCAAUGGUCUCCUUGGACUCGGAUCCCCAACAGAUCCAAAGAAUCGUGGGCGUCGCAAUCUGGUGCAAACACUCUACGAUCUGAAGCUUGUCAAACAUGCUUCAUUCGCUUUGAUUGGCCCAAGAGUCGAUCCCAAGCUCGCGGAGAAAAUCGAUAAACAGGUCAUCAUGCAGCCACGUGGUACCUUUGUGAUUGGCUCUGUAGAUCCAGCAUACUAUACAGGUUCUAUCGCUUGGUGUCCUCAGAUCGUUUCGACAAAUCGAUGGGUCGUCAAGCUUGACCAGAUCCUGAUCAAUGGCAAGAUAGCUUUCGAGAAUCAGCAAGCGCUGAUUGAUACUGGUACCGCCUACAUUGUCUCCUCACCCAGCAAUUUCGAUAAAAGCCAGGAAUUUAUCGAAGGUGCCUCGCCCAGAAAGAAUGGACUGAUGUUCACUUUCCCCUCCGAAAAUCUCCAAAGCGUAGAGUUUGUAUUAGGAGGUCGUAAGAUCCGUCUCCAACCUCAAGACUUUGGGCUUGGUGGGAUCAAAAACGAAGCUGGCCGAAUGUGCAGCAGUAUUGUGAAGCUCCCUAAAUGGGAAUUUGAGGAGAGCCUAUGGGUCCUCGGUGGUAUUUUCCUCGACAACGUCGUCACCAUCUUCGACUACGACGAACGCAAGGUGGGUUUCGCAGACAUAUCGGAGAAAGACUUAGCCAGCGCAACCAAAAUCGCACCUGCUAACUCCACCGCUGAUGCCACACAAUCUGUUCCAACAUCAAGCGGUGCAGGAGCAGCAGUCCCAGCUCCAACCACCGCACCUGCCUCCGGUUCUGCUCCCAAAUCCCAAAAGCUUAUAGCUUCCGAUGCGUCGUAUUCGGAGACCAGCAUCGAAAAGACCCCAAGCGGCGGUCGUGAAAUCGUCCAACGCAUCAGCUUUGGUCAAAAGCCCCAAUGCCAGAUCGCAACGGGCCUAACGAGCUUCGAUCUGGGCUACCAACACGUCCGCCUCAUAACCUUCGCAACCGACAACUCCUACAACGGCUUCAACCUGCACGUCAACGCCUCCGCCGACACCGCCACCCACGGCGUCCUUCCCAAUCCCGACUCCGACACCGUGCUCCGCUACGGCAAAGCCGCCUGGCUGCGCACUCUCCCCAACGACCCCAACAUCCAAAUCGGGCGAUACACGCUCGGCGACACGUACCCUCAGGGCAAACAACUACCGCCCGACAACACGGCGACGGUGAAAUUCCCGCGUGCGUUCGCAAGCCCGCCGAAAGUGGUGCUCUGGCUGUGCGCAAUGGAUUUCUCGAAAUCCGUGAACUGGCGCCUCAAAGCUGAUGUGUCUAACAUUACGGCUGACGGCUUCACCAUGGUGCUGGGGCCUUGGAAGGACACUAUCCUCUACAAGACGGAGGUCUGCUGGAUUGCGCACGCAGACGUGCCUGGUAUCCAGAGCGGGAUGUUCAGUACCGAGGAUAUCAGAGGCGGGGAAGGAUGGCAGCUCAAUAAUUCGGGAUUUGCGAAGUUCGAGAAGAAGUUUCGCAAGCCGCCGAGAUUGGUGGCCGCGCUGAGUAAGUUGGAAUUUGGGUAUUAUAGGGAUAUUAGGGUCAGGACGACAACCGAGGCAAGCGAGGAGGGUGUCAGGUGGAGUAUGGAUAGUGAUGGGGAUGUGCAUCAAUAUAUUACGAGGUGUUCGUACAUUGCGUUUGAUGCGGUGAGUGACCUUCCUCUGGUAUGCGACUUUUGCAAGGCGAGUAGACUAACGAUGGGGCUAGGAUCUUGA